ACGCCCACAGCCGCGCUGCGCCGCCACAGGCGGGCCCUGCCCGGCCCCCGCGGGGAGGAGACAGCGGCGGGCGGGCGGCGGCGCUUCCUCAGGCCCGGCAGCCGGGGCCGAGCGGCCGAGUGGGGCUGCGGCCCGGCGGGCAGCAGCCGCAGGGAAAUUGGAUGGCUGAGUGAGAACUUGCUGUUCAGAAGAGGUCGUGGCAGAGGAUUAAUAUGUCUAAAGAAAUGCAGGAACUACAGAAGCAGUGGCAUUCCGUGAUGCAGGCCGUCCACAGCAACGCAAAUGUUGUUGCCUUCAUGAAUUCUCGUGUUGGCCAAUAUUUAGAUGACCAUCCUUUUGUUGCCUUAUCACUCCUGAUGUUUGUUGCAGUGUCAGCUAUUCCUGUUGGAUUUUUCCUGGUUUUUGUUGUUACAACAGCUGUAAUGGCCUGUAUUGGUGUGAUAGUCAUGGAAGGUGUUGUGAUAGCCAUUGGUGGCAUAGCCCUUCUGUGUGUGCUGUGUGGCCUGGGAGCCCUGUCCCUGGGAGUUUCUGGAGUGCUGAGUGUUUCUUACGUGGCACUUUCAACUCUGGUCAACUACUGGUGUGCAUCAAGGGGUCAGAUAAGGAAGCAAGAUGUUAAUGGAAGUUUACCACAGAAGCAGCCUGGCUUGGAUCUUUCUGCCAAUACUGGAAAGAGUGAAUAAGUAGAUUUCUCCCCACUUCAUAGGCACUUAGCUGUACAAUUCCAGCCUUUGCUACAUAAUUGUUUACUCAUUAAGCAUUCAACCAUUAUGUACUCCUGGAAACUGAGAAAAAUCAAUAUACAUCUUACACUGGCACUGUAAAAGGGAUCUUAAGAAUGACCAAGAAACAGCAGUGCAGUAGUAUGUGCAUGGUGAAGUGUUCCAUAGUUUGUACUGUUAAGUCAAGGACAAGGAGGUGGACAGAAAGAAGAGGGAGAUAUUUGACUUCUCAGAUACUAGAGUUCCAAAUGUACUCUCUCUAGGAGGUAGCAGCAGUCAUUUUGAUACAGAAAUAUCGAGUUCAGAAGAAUAGAAACAUAGUUCGAAUAUGGAAAAAUAUUUGUAAGCCUUAAACUUUGCUAAAACAGUAUGAGUACACCAGGGCAAUGCUUUAUGUUCAUUAUACAGGGAAAAGUGGGUUUGGCAUAUGUCAUGGUCUAAGUUUCUAUCUCCAUUUAGAUAUUCUGUUUUUCGAAAGGGAUAUUUUCCUUAUUUUCAUUGACUCAUUGUUUCAGGGGUAGGCUUAGGUCUUAGGUAUUUAAAGUGUCUGGUUUGCUCCUCAGUUGUAACUUUGUGUAUGUUAUUUAAACUUUUUUCAUUUUUGCAAAUGCUAUUAUAUUUUUAAGCAUUAAAGUAUGUAACUAUAUUAGUUUAAUAGAGUGCUGUUUGUUUAACCAGA
Prinia subflava (tawny-flanked prinia) is the source of this 1401-nucleotide messenger RNA. It is a transcript of the gene LDAF1, whose product is annotated as lipid droplet assembly factor 1. The record is from RefSeq and is a predicted model, not a curated record. Bases 213 to 683 code for a protein of 156 amino acids. Lineage: Eukaryota; Metazoa; Chordata; Aves; Passeriformes; Cisticolidae. The transcript is spliced from 5 exons.